This is a messenger RNA of Toxotes jaculatrix (banded archerfish), 1972 nucleotides long. RefSeq names its product secretory phospholipase A2 receptor-like. Lineage: Eukaryota; Metazoa; Chordata; Actinopteri; Toxotidae. The record is from RefSeq and is a predicted model, not a curated record. The transcript is spliced from 5 exons. The coding region runs from base 538 to 1431 and encodes 297 amino acids.
CCUCACAAAUAACGAUCAGCUGAUGUGGAACUGUUGGUGUAUCGAUAAAAGCAAAAUACGACAAAGUGCAAUGGAAACAGACCUGAGGAAAAAAUCAUGAUGUACAUGAAACAUGUGACUUAAACACUCACUGAAGUUUCUGCUUCAAUAAAGAGACUAAAAAAAGCAGCAGGUGAAAACAUCAGACUCUGUGAUGAGGAGACUAUAACAUUUCUCACAUUAAUACAUGGGACAAAUGGAAAUGCAUUAUUUCCAUCUUGUCUUUUUUUUCAUAUUUGUUUCCACCAUUUGAGGUUUGACUUAAAGAAUACGUCAUCUUGUUGCACCUUCUUCUCCUACAGUGGUUUAAUGGCAUCCAACUGGAGAAGUAGUGUAACCCACUGCUUAUCUCCAUGAUCUUUAUUCUAACCGCAGACUCUCAUUGACCCCGAUGGUUUGUUCACAAGUUGUUUUCUCUGCUGUUUGAAAGUGAAUGAUUUUCAAAUAGCUUUUAAUCGCACAGCAUUCAGCUCACCAAACUACAAUGACUUGGCCACCAUGACUACAGAUUCAGAUAUUUCAAGAAUGUAUUUACAUCAAUUUCGUGCAUGGAUUGGGCUAAAAAAGAGCGGUUCAGAUUCCUGGCUUUGGCCUGAUGGACAAAGUGACUUAUUCAGUUAUACCUGGGAGUCGAACGAACCAAACAGCGGUGAGGACUGUGCUUCCAUCUUUAACACCAGGAACAACAAGAUUUAUGGCGCCAGAUGUGAAAGAUAUUUCUUCUUCAUCUGUUCCAAGUCGGAUGGAAACUACCACUAUGAAUUUAUACCUCUGACGAAGACAUGGUCAGAGGCCCAGGACUACUGCAGGAAUAAUAAAAGUGAUCUGGCAGUUCUCAAAUACUUAUCAGACCCACAUUUUUCUGGAAACAGCUUUCCGAUCUGGGUUGGACUGUACAGAGAUGGGGAAACAUGGAGCUGGAGCUCAGGGUUUUCAGAGUACAGAAAUUGGAAAUCAGGUGGCCAAAGUAACAACGGAGACUGUGUCACCAUCCUCUCAACAAAUAAAGAGAUGGUUGCCCGACCCUGCUCCGACCGCUUUCCCUUCAUAUGCUACAGGGACAACCUGGUCUUGAUAAACGACAGCAAGACCUGGUACGAAGCGCUGGACCAUUGCAGAGCCCUUGGCUUGGAGUUGGUCAGCGUGCAGCCUGGACCAGACCAUAAGUACAUGAUGGCCAAGAUCAUGGCGGCCAACACGGAGGAGGUGUGGACAGGCCUUCAUUUCCUGGGCGGUGACUGGCUGUGGAUUAACGGGGCUGAUAUGUUGUACUCUGACCUGCCCGUUUGCCCCAUCAACGGGCAGCACUGUGGAGUCUUAACCAAGAAUAACACAAAGAGUAUAGAGACCAGACGCUGUUCAGAGAAGAGGAACUUCCUGUGUUACAAGUAAGACUGACAUCACUACAAUCAUCACUCCAAGAACGUCCUGCAUCUACUAUCUACCUUCUGUGUUUGUGUUCACAUGCCACCAAAAUUUUGAUGACGACGACAUGAAAAUGAUAUGAAGUGUGCUUUUUUCUUCUAAAGUUUUUACUCGUGCCAGAAAUUUAAGCAAAUCUUCUAAUUAGCAGCCUUCUAAUCUCAUAGAUUAUAUAUCAGCUCAGUAAAAGUUGUGCUCAGCUUUGUACUCAUUACUCCUUUCUCUCACAAUAAAUAGAAGUAACUUGGAGUACUGUAGACAACUUAAAUUUCUUUAUCAUAAAGACCAAGCUCAGAAAUGCAAAGGAAAACUGGGAAACACAAGCAAAUAAGAAAAACAAACCAAAACACUGGUGAUAUAAUAAAGUUGUAAUUUUUCUUUACAUUUCAUAUCUGAGCUCUCUGUUGAAUUUUGUCAUGAUAAUAAUAGCUUUGAGUUGCCAUUACUAUCUACAGUAACAUGUUUUUGCGUAACAAGUAAAUUUCCCUGCUAUGGGAUCAAUAAAGUUCUU